AUGAGCGAGCGCCAACGCACCCCCCCGGGAUGGCUGCACUUUGCCGCAGGAGGUGCGGGCGGCAUGUGCGGAGCCAUUAUUACGUCGCCACUCGACGUCGUCAAGACGCGCCUGCAGUCGGACCUCUACCGCCACCGCGCCGAGAUCGCCGUGUCCCAGCGGGGCGUCACGGGGGUGAUUAUGCGCGGCUGCAUGCACUUUGCGGAUACGGGGAGCUUGCUAGUUGAAAUCGCUCGCCGCGAGGGCACGCCGGCGCUCUUCAAGGGACUCGGGCCGACGCUCGUCGGCGUCAUUCCCGCACGCGCCAUCAACUUUUACACCUACGGCAACGGCAAGCAGAUCCUUGCGGAUACCUUUAAUAAGGGCCAAGAGUCGGCGAUGGUGCACCUCAGCGCCGCGGCGCUCGCCGGCGUCAUUACGGCCACAGCCACCAACCCGAUCUGGGUAGUCAAGACGCGGCUCCAGCUCGAGUCGCAGCAGGUCGAGGCACGCUCACGCGCGGCGCGCGCCGAAGCUGUCGGCAUACACCGCGGCGCACGGCCAGUGCCCAAGACGGUCGACCCGGCAGUAAGCCAGGCCCGCCGCUCGAUCGUCACGUCGCCCUUGCGGCCGUCGCGCUUCUUCCAGACGCGCCCGCCGCAGCACCCGGGCACAAAUGCGCUGAGCAUGACCAUGAGCAUCCUGCGCACAGAAGGCGUGCGGGGACUGUACAAGGGCCUCAGCGCAUCGUACCUCGGCGUCUCGGAAAGCACCAUCCAGUGGGUGCUGUACGAGCAGCUGAAGCGCUGGGACCCCCCGCCUGCCGACGCCCCCGGCUCGCGGUGGGUGCACACGAUCUCUGCGGCGGGCACCGCCAAGCUCGUCGCGACCGUCAUUACGUAUCCCCACGAGGUGAUCCGCACGCGCCUGCGGCAGCAGCCCGAGCACGGCCGGCUGAAGUACACCGGCCUCGUCCAGACCUGUGCGCUGGUCUGGCGCGAAGAGGGGCUCGCGGCGCUGUACGGCGGCCUCAGCGCGCACCUCAUGCGCGUGAUUCCGAACGCGAUCGUCACGUUCUCGAUCUACGAACUGGUGCUCAUGCUGGGGUCGCGGUAG
Messenger RNA from Malassezia japonica, 1095 nucleotides. RefSeq names its product Pyrimidine nucleotide transporter, mitochondrial. NCBI's taxonomy places the organism in Eukaryota, Fungi, Basidiomycota, Malasseziomycetes, Malasseziales, Malasseziaceae. The record is from RefSeq and is a predicted model, not a curated record. Gene Ontology annotation, cellular component: mitochondrion. Bases 1 to 1095 code for a protein of 364 amino acids. Gene Ontology annotation, molecular function: pyrimidine nucleotide transmembrane transporter activity. Gene Ontology annotation, biological process: pyrimidine nucleotide import into mitochondrion. The transcript has 3 exons.